AUGGACAAAGACGAAUACGAUCAGAGAGUCCAAGAAAAAAUUGAUAAUGGCCCCUACAGAGAAUUCAGAAUCAACCCCCUACCAGAAAUGGUCAACAGAACCAACAAACUCGUCGAAAAAUGCUCGAAAUUUUUAGAUUUCGAUAAGAAACAAAUGAAGGAACCCGCACCCUCACUUCCACGAUUCAAAGCCUUACCAAAGAUUCACAAACCUGGAAAAGAAAUGAGAGAGAUUAUAACAGCAGACAGAUCCCCAUGCCAACGCAUCGCCAAAUGGUUGGUAAAGGAACUAACCUGCAUCCUAGGCAGCUCUCACAGUCUUUCUGUAAAGAACUCCAAAGAAUUCGCAGAAAAACUAAAAUUGGAGAACAUCACGGGAGAUGAAGAAACCGUAUCAUUCGACGUAAAAGCGUUAUACCCAAGUGUUAACGUAAAAGAAGCUAUAAGGAUCCUUGAGGAAGAGCUCCUCAAAAAUAAAGUCAACAAAAUUAAAAUAAUGAAUUACAUCCAGCUAACACAACUCUGCAUGGAAGAAAAUUACUUCACCUUCAGAGGCAGAUUCUUUAAACAAACAAAAGGCGCCCCUAUGGGUAACCCCUUAUCAUCCCUCUUAAGCGAACUGUUUAUGAGCAGAAUAGAGUCCAGCUUAAAAGAAAAAAAUUACCUACCAAGAGUAUGGAUCAGAUAUGUAGAUGAUGUAUUCGCAAUCAUAAGGAAAAACAAGCUACAAGAAACUUUAGAAAAUCUCAACAGUGCACACAGGAACAUUGAAUUCACACACGAACGAGAAAACAACGGCUACCUACCAUUCUUAGACAUACUUACACAACACAAAAACGGCAUUUUCGAAUUUAGUAUCUACAGGAAACCAACGAGCACAAAACGUGUCAUAACCAAUAAUUCAAACCAUUCAUUCCAACACAAAAUGGCUGCUUUUCAUCACAUGAUACAUAGAAUGCUCACGCUACCCCUUACACAAGCAGCCAUCAAUGAAGAAACCACAUACAUUAAAGAAGUAGCGGACAUCAACGGAUACCCUCAAAACACCAUCGAUAGAAUCAUAAAAAAGAAACGAAGGCAACUACAUUCCAGGAACAUGACGACAUUGACAGCAGAAAAACCAAAACAAAGAAGAGUCGCUGUAGUAUACAAUAACACUGUCUCGAAAGGUCUAAAAUCUAAGUUAAAAAAGUUCAAUAUCGACUUAGUUCACUCUAGUAGACCACACCAACUUGAAUGCCGUUUACCAUCCGCAAAAGACCCAAUUGACCCAUUCGAAAAAUGCGGAGUAUACAAAAUAGAGUGUGGCUCCUGCAACAAAGUAUACAUCGGACAAACCAAAAGACCCUUAUCAGUAAGACUUGAAGAACACCUGAAGGAAGCAAGAGAAGCACCGAAGAAAAUGAACCCCCACAUAAAAUCAAAUGUCGCCAGACAUAUAGUAAAGGAAAAUCACCACAUCAACAAGGAAAACGCCCAAAUAAUCAAAAAUGUAAGAGAUAGCUGGAAAUUAGAAACGGCAGAAAGCAUCGAAAUUCAUAAAUAUCAGACCACAACUUUACUCAACGGCGACAAAGGCAACGUGUCAUGGUGCCUUUUUAGAUACAUCCCAAAAAACCGACAACCAGUCGACCUAACUACCUGUAUGUAA
Molecule: messenger RNA, 1650 nt
Organism: Teleopsis dalmanni
Lineage: Eukaryota; Metazoa; Arthropoda; Insecta; Diptera; Diopsidae
Exons: 1
Coding region: 1-1650 (549 amino acids)
Source: RefSeq, a predicted model, not a curated record